Messenger RNA from Calliphora vicina (urban bluebottle blowfly), 1129 nucleotides. It is a transcript of the gene Vps24, whose product is annotated as vacuolar protein sorting 24. Gene Ontology annotation, cellular component: multivesicular body; ESCRT III complex. The record is from RefSeq and is a predicted model, not a curated record. Gene Ontology annotation, biological process: protein transport; late endosome to vacuole transport; endosome transport via multivesicular body sorting pathway. The coding region runs from base 146 to 829 and encodes 227 amino acids. Lineage: Eukaryota; Metazoa; Arthropoda; Insecta; Diptera; Calliphoridae. The transcript has 3 exons.
AAACAAACUACGUAAAAAGAAAACAAAUACAAACGUUAACCACUAAAAUCAUCAACAAUAUUGCAAAUGAGUCAUUUAAUAUUGUAAAAAUCAGAAGAAAAACUAAUAAUUUUAAAUUAAAACAUAUACAUAUUAAAACUUCAAAAUGGGUUUAUUUGGUCAAACAAAAUCAAAAGAUCCCAAAGAGCAGGUACAAGAGUGGACGCAUAAAAUACGCAAGGAAAGCAAUCAACUUGAUCGUCAGAUUCGCAGCAUACAAAGGGAAGAGGACAAAGUGAAACGAUCCCUAAAACAGGCAGCUGCCAAAAAUGAUCGCGACACUUGCAUCAUAUUGGCCAAGGAAAUUGUGGGAGCACGUAAAGCGAUCAAUCGCAUUUAUACAUCAAAAGCCCACCUUAAUUCUGUGCAAUUGCAAAUGAAAAAUCAAUUAGCAACUUUGCGUGUGGCUGGUUCCCUACAAAAAUCUACUGAAGUUAUGCAGGCAAUGCAGAAUUUGGUUCGUUAUCCAGAAUUGGCUGGCAUAAUGCGUGACAUGUCCAAAGAAAUGAUGAAAGCUGGUAUAAUUGAAGAAAUGCUAGAAGAAACAAUGGAAUCCCUGGAGGAAACUGAAGAAAUGGAAGAGGAGGCUGCCAAGGAAGUCGACAAAGUUCUGUGGGAAAUCACAAACGGUAAAUUGGGUGAAGCUCCAUUACCUCCCGACGAUUUGGCUGCCGCUGAACAACAAAAAGCACCAGCUGCUGCUGUUGCAGUGGCCGACGAUGUUGGAGAUGACGAUGAAGAGGAGGACCUACAGGAAAUGCAAUCGCGCUUGGCGUCGUUACGUUCAUAAAUCUUAUCCCAAGAAGGCUAAGCAAAAUUGAAUCAUAUAUGUAUUUUUAAAUCUAUCAUAUAAUUUUUUAAUCCAUUUUUUUAUUAAAUGGCUUUGUUUAAUUUUUUAAAAAUAUAUUUAUUUUGCUUAAAUUAAUCGUAUGUAUUUUUAAGUUUUCAUUUAAUUUGUUAAUUUUUUUUUUUAAUUCUUAUAUUAACAAUUUUAAAUGAUUUUAAAAUUCACCUUUUCUUUCAUAUAUUAAGUAUUUAAUAUCUUUUGAUAGUAUUUAAAAUAUGAAUAAAUAUUUAUUAAAAAAAGCUA